Fusarium proliferatum ET1 is the source of this 891-nucleotide messenger RNA. RefSeq lists its product as uncharacterized. The transcript is spliced from 2 exons. NCBI's taxonomy places the organism in Eukaryota, Fungi, Ascomycota, Sordariomycetes, Hypocreales, Nectriaceae. Gene Ontology annotation, cellular component: mitochondrion. Gene Ontology annotation, molecular function: oxidoreductase activity. The coding region runs from base 1 to 891 and encodes 296 amino acids. The record is from RefSeq and is a predicted model, not a curated record.
AUGCAAGCCUGGCAGUACUCAACUGUCCAAGGCACGGUGGAAGACAGCAUCUCAGUCAACGAUGUUGCAAAGCCAAACGCAUCUUCUCUCGCCAAAUGGCAGCUUAUUGUUCAAGCCAUCACCGCGGCUCUCAAUCCCGUUGACUACAAAUUGCCUGAAGCGGGAUUCAUUGGGCGCAUGAUGAUUCCGCGGCCCGCUACUGUAGGCCUGGAUUUUUGUGGUCGCGUCGUUGCCAAACGCCCUUCCAGCAGUGCCUUCGAAGACGAGAAGUUCUGUGCUGCCGCCAUAACAGCCUAUCAAUCCCUCAUGCCCGACACAUGGAAGUCCAGAGUGAAGAUAUUUACCAAUGGUGGCAGCGGCGGCACAGGCACUUGGGCGAUUCAGUUCGCAAGGGCCAUGGGUGCUGAAGUCACCGUCACCUGUUCGACUGCGAAUUUGGAGCUAUGCCGAAAACUUGGAGCCGACGAGGUAAUCGAUUACAAAACAAUGGAACUCAUUUCCAGUCUCAAGCAGAAGACUCAUGACUUCGAUCUCGUCAUCGACAAUGUUGGAAUGGAUGAUGAACUGUACAAUAUCCGCGAAGUGCUUCUGAAACCCACAGGAACAUUUGUGCAAGUCGGCAUUCCGGCGGCCGUCAGUCUGUUACAAACUGUAUCCAUUGUUAAGAAGAUCAUAUGGCCAUCCAUAUGCGGCGGCAGGAAAUACUACUUUGUCAACAUAAAUAACAGCGCCAAGUUCUUCACUCAAAUCGGUCGAUGGAUGGCUGAGGGCAAGACUAAGGCAGUGAUUGAUACGGCAUACAGGUGGGAGGACGUCCCUUUGGCCUUUAGAAAAUUGAGGGAUGGACAUGUGAGUGGAAAAUUGGUUGUGCAUGUCAUGAACAGAGAUUGA